CGAGUGGGCUGGGCGCGCAAGAAGUAUCUGCGCCUGGCUGAACCAAUGUCCAUCUUCUGGAAGCAAAUGCCCUCUCUUAAAGACAGCUCGGAGGGUCAGGCAACAAUUAACAAGUUUAACCACCUCUGUGAGGCUCUCGUCGGCUAUGAAAUACUCUCCUAUCGCGCCUGGAAGAAGAUCGUAAGUUGUCAACGCUGUAACUGUGGCUGUUUCACCACAUAA
Dibothriocephalus latus is the source of this 222-nucleotide messenger RNA. The record is from the annotation of a GenBank genome assembly. Lineage: Eukaryota; Metazoa; Platyhelminthes; Cestoda; Diphyllobothriidea; Diphyllobothriidae.